AUGGAAAUCCCCGCAAAACUCCCCUUCUCCAAGCGGCGGCUGCGACCGCGUGUUGUUAUCUCCUACAUCUUUGACUAUGUGAUCAUUAUUGCCUGCGUUGCCGGCUUCGCGAUUCUCAACACGAUCGAGCCCUUCCACCAACACUUCUCCCUCACCAACAUCUCCAUCCAAUAUCCUUACGCCGUACAUGAACGCAUUCCCAUGCCUUACGCCCUCUGCAUCUCCGGUGCUUUCCCACUCGUUCUCAUCAUCCUCUACACCUUGUUCAUCGAUGGCUUGUUUUCGCACCAUAAGCCACAUGACGCGGCGUCUGGGAAGCGGAAGCUAAGAGGUCCGCAUCGCUGGAAGGACAGACUUUGGGAGCUCAAUUGUGGUAUUUUGGGUCUGUUGCUGGCUCAGGGACUCGCGUUCGUCAUUACACAGGCGCUGAAGAACGCAUGCGGCAAACCGAGACCUGAUCUUAUUGAUCGUUGUCAACCACGCGCUGGUAGCAAAGACCUUUUCCCAGGAUUGUCCAACUCAACGAUUUGUACCGGUGAUCCCGCAUUGUUAACAGACGGAUUUCGGUCUUGGCCAUCUGGCCACAGUAGUUCCUCCUUCGCCGGUCUCGUCUACACAUCGCUCUGGCUAGGUGGGAAGUUGCACGUUAUGGACAAUCGCGGUGAGGCCUGGAAAGCCCUUGUCAUCAUGGCUCCUCUACUGGCUGCAACCCUGGUGGCCGUGUCGCGUAUCAUGGACGCGCGUCACCACCCCUUCGAUGUGAUUACGGGGUCGAUGCUUGGGAUCGUCUGCGGCUUUGUCGCAUAUCGCCAGUAUUUCCCACCGCUCACCGAACCCUGGCGCAAGGGCCGCGCCUACCCAAUCCGAACCUGGGGGACCGAACCUUCAGGACCGGAGACAGUUCGACUCAAGGGCUUCAGGCACGAUAGCUCGACUGCUCUCCGCAACCCCGAAGAAGAGCGCAUGGACCCGCCAGAUAUCCCCAGAUCGGAACAUACCCGACCCGACACCUCUACCUAUAUUCAUGCCUCCAACCCGUAUCCAUCGAAUGUUUACAAUCGCCGACCACACGACCUUGAUCUUGACGGCGGUGCUUGGUCGUCGAGUGAGGACGACCUUAGCAGCGGGUAUGAAAUGCGACAUGGUCAUACAAUGGGGCAGAAUCCCGGUCCCGGCCAUAAUGCGCAUCAAUAUGACCCCAGUAAUGCAUAUGUGUCGCAGACACAGCCGCUGACGGCUAAUGCGGGAAUCCAUGUCCCUGACGCGAUGGCGGGUCCGGGGCGUCCGUUGACGAACAUUCCCAUGUAA
This is a messenger RNA of Penicillium psychrosexuale, 1308 nucleotides long. RefSeq names its product phosphatase PAP2 family protein. The record is from RefSeq and is a predicted model, not a curated record. Gene Ontology annotation, biological process: phospholipid metabolic process. The transcript is spliced from 5 exons. Gene Ontology annotation, molecular function: phosphatidate phosphatase activity. Bases 1 to 1308 code for a protein of 435 amino acids. NCBI's taxonomy places the organism in Eukaryota, Fungi, Ascomycota, Eurotiomycetes, Eurotiales, Aspergillaceae.